GUUGAUCGACCGGGCCUCGCUGGGGGUCUUUGUUCGCGUGCCUGGCACGUGCCAGUCGCGAGCCACUGAGCCUAACAAAGCGAUAUAUGGCCAGGAUUUGGGCUUUAUUCUCCCCCUGUGCUUUGUUCCUAUUGGGUAGCACCGAGACCAGAAGGGUCCAUAAUUUAUGCACACUGUCCUACUGGGUUGCGGUAGGGCUAAGCUGGCAAUGAGUGAUGUUUUGUUUAGGUUCCUUCUUUAUUGUGGUCUAGCUCCCAGAACUUGGUGGACAAAGACAGUUUUGAGAGGUUAUUUUCAACCACACACAGACUCACAGUUGUAAUUUGGCAGCUCUGAAGCUAGGUUGGAUUUAGUACAUCACUCCCAGGACUUAACCAUUUUAGGACAAAUUAUAGAGGAAGAAUAUAUUGUCAUUGUCAAAAUUUUGCAGACCUUUGCAAAAGCAAGCAGCCAUGUUCACAUUCCACCGUCCCAAGAUCUACCGCAGUGUAGCUGGGUGCUGUAUCUGCAAGGCCAAGUCAUCCAGCUCCAGAUUCACAGACAGCAAGAAGUAUGAGAUGGAGUUCAAGAACUGCUUCAACCUGGUGGAGGGCCAGCAGAGACAAGGAGAGAUCUGCAACGCCUGUGUGCUACUCAUCAAGAGGUGGAAGAAACUACCCAAGGGAACCGAGAGGAAUUGGAACCAUGUAGUAGAUGCCAGGGCGGGGCCAGGGGGGAAGUCCCAGCUGAGGCAGAAGCUCAAAACCCAGAAGACCGCGCCCACCAACCUCUACUCCAACAACUGCAACAACAACAACCCCGGCUCCCUGGUGACGGAGCACGGGUGGAGCCGGAGACACAAGAGGAAGCACGCCGAGCGGAAGAGGAGGAUGCAGCUCCUGGACGGGCUGAGAGCAAGGAGUCACCCUGACACGGAAGAUGCAUCGCCACCUAGCCCCACCCCCAGUGAUGCCUCAGACAUCUCAGUAGCCUCCCAGCCAAGAUCUAGAACAGGCUUAAUAUCAUCAGAUGACUUGGAUGAACUACCCCCUCUACUGGCCUCCAUCAUUGACACUUCUUACUGGAAAAUGGAGAAGAUUUGUUGUGGGACCAUCUUCAAGGGGGUGCGAGGAGAGAUCAUGGUGCACCCACAGCUCCUCAGACCGUGCGCAAACUCCUGCCUGGGGUCAGGGGUCAGACGGCCGACCCCUAGCCCCGCCCACAGGUCACCCUCUGACCCCUCUUCCCAGCACAAGCCAAGCCCUGCCCUCUCUUGCAACAAGGGUGUGGUCAGCAGCGACCCCAUCGCAGCAGUGACCAACAAGCGUGGGGCGAGACAGGACAGUAUCGGUAGCGAGGGAUCCAACGACAGCUCGGAGUCGGAUGACCUCAGCUUAUUAGCUCACUCUGCAGAGGUCGAAGGGCAGAGGUUAACAGGAAGUGACAUCAUGGAAUCAUGCUAGUGUUGCAUGUGUCCUCUUCCAAGAUAUUAUAAGACUUCCUGAACUGUUGUUUGUUCCCUCAACCUUGGUCAAAAGAAUAUUGUGUUGUACUUGAAUGUCAGCGCCGGAAUCAAGUGAGUUCUUCCUCAAAAUCGUCCAGCCUUUAGAUUCGUAUGUCUGUUUACGGAAGAGCGAGAUGUGAAUUGGUCUGCAUGUAGAGGUCAGAUCUCCAAUCUUUACAUAAACACAGCC
Messenger RNA from Strongylocentrotus purpuratus (purple sea urchin), 1673 nucleotides. RefSeq names its product SIN3-HDAC complex-associated factor. Lineage: Eukaryota; Metazoa; Echinodermata; Echinoidea; Camarodonta; Strongylocentrotidae. The record is from RefSeq and is a predicted model, not a curated record. Gene Ontology annotation, biological process: negative regulation of cell migration. Bases 453 to 1442 code for a protein of 329 amino acids. The transcript is spliced from 6 exons.